Molecule: messenger RNA, 1450 nt
Organism: Salvelinus namaycush (lake trout)
Lineage: Eukaryota; Metazoa; Chordata; Actinopteri; Salmoniformes; Salmonidae
Product: monocarboxylate transporter 2-like
Exons: 4
Coding region: 5-1450 (481 amino acids)
Biological process (GO): monocarboxylic acid transport; transmembrane transport
Cellular component (GO): membrane
Molecular function (GO): monocarboxylic acid transmembrane transporter activity
Source: RefSeq, a predicted model, not a curated record
AGAGAUGCCACCCCCUGCCGCAGGCCCCCCAGCAGUGACCCCUCCGGACGGGGGCUGGGGCUGGGCCGUGGUGCUGGGAUCCUUCAUCUCCAUCGGCUUCUCCUACGCCUUCCCCAAGGCCAUCACCGUCUACUUCAAGGACAUCCAGAAGAUCUUUGAUUGCUCCUACAGCCAGAUAGCAUGGAUCUCCUCCAUCAUGCUGGCCGUCAUGUACGCAGGAGGUCCCAUAAGCAGUGUACUGGUAAACACAUAUGGCUGCAGACCUGUCAUGAUCAUGGGGGGAGUACUGUCUUCUAUUGGGUUGAUAUCCGCUUCCUUCUGCAACAGCGUGGUGGAGCUUUAUGUUUGCAUCGGUCUUAUAGGAGGCCUGGGCCUAGCCUUUAACCUUCAGCCAGCCCUGACUAUGAUUGGCAAGUACUUCUAUAAGAAGCGUCCCAUCGCUAACGGAAUAGCCAUGGCCGGUAGCCCAGUGUUCCUGAGCAGCCUAGCCCCUUUCAACCAGUACCUGUUCAACUCCUUCGGCUGGAGGGGCAGCUUCCUCAUCCUGGGGGGCAUACUGCUCAAUUGCUGUGUGGCUGGCUCCCUGAUGAGGCCCCUGGGGCCACCGCUGGGCAAGAUCAAGAAGGAUGAGGAGUUGGUUGUUGCCAAAACCGCCACCAAGAAGAAGGAGACGACCACUUGUUUGGGGACUGUCAACAAGUUCAUUGACCUGUCGCUUUUCAAGCACCGCGGUUUCCUCAUCUACCUGUCAGGCAACGUCAUCAUGUUCUUGGGCUUUUUCUCGCCAAUCGUCUUCCUGACGGCCUAUGCCAAGGACAUAGGCGUGGACGAGUACUCGGCCGCCUUCCUGCUCUCCAUCCUGGCCUUCGUGGACAUGUUUGCCCGGCCCUCCAUGGGGCUCCUGGCCAACUCCAAGUGGAUCCGGCCCAGGAUCCAGUACUUCUUCAGCUUCGCCGUGCUCUACAACGGGGUGUGCCACAUCCUCUGCCCCCUGGUGGAGAGCUACACAGGCCUGGUGGUGUACGCCGUGUUCUUUGGCUUUGCCUUCGGCAUGGUCAGCUCGGUGCUGUUUGAGACCCUGAUGGACCUGGUGGGGGCUCAGAGGUUCUCCAGCGCUGUGGGGCUCACCACCAUUGUGGAGUGCUGCCCUGUCCUCAUUGGUCCACCCCUGGCAGGUAAACUGGUGGACAUCACCAAAAACUACAAGUACAUGUAUUUCUGCUGUGGGGCUGUGGUGAUCAUGGCCAGUAUUUGGCUGUUCAUCGGCAACUUCAUCAACUACAGACUCCUGGCCAAGGAGCGCAAGCAGGAGGAGAUGUACAAACGGACUGAAACCGAGGACCCUGACAGGGACCAUGACCAAAAGGAGACAGAUGGGGACGCCCAGGCAUUGGAGGACAUGGUAGACCCCAAAGAUGAGGACGCCAUGCAGAGGGAGACCAACAUCUAG